Molecule: messenger RNA, 617 nt
Organism: Drosophila mojavensis
Lineage: Eukaryota; Metazoa; Arthropoda; Insecta; Diptera; Drosophilidae
Product: gram-negative bacteria-binding protein 3
Exons: 1
Coding region: 41-415 (124 amino acids)
Molecular function (GO): carbohydrate binding
Source: RefSeq, a predicted model, not a curated record
UUGCUCAGCAUUUGGAGACUUACUCUCGGCGGAAUACGAAAUGCGUUUACUUUUAAGCUGCGCUUUUAUACUGACAGCCGUGGGGCUUGGCGACGCAUACAAGGUGCCCACGGCACAGGUGCGUGUCUUUUAUCCCAAAGGAUUUGAGGUUUCCAUACCGCAUGAGGAGGGCAUUUCAUUGUUUGCCUUCCACGGCAAGCUGAACGAGGAGUUCGAUGGAUUGGAGGCGGGCACUUGGGCACGCGAUAUACCCAGUGCCAAGAGGGGGCGUUGGACAUUCCGUGAUCGUGAAACGGCAUUGAAUUUGGGCGAUACUCUCUACUACUGGACGUAUGUCAUCUACAACGGGUUGGGCUACCGCGAAGAUGAUGGCGCGUAUGUGGUCACCGAAUAUGCUCCAAAUCGAAGAAAUUAAGUGAGAAAUGUGAUUUUGUCUUGAGUGAUAUUAAAAAAAAAACUAUUUGCCUGCUACACCUGUAAAUACUACAUAAAUAGAGCCUGCACUUUAUUUGAUUUUAAGCCAUUUGGAAUAUUAUUCAAAUUGUAUCAAUAAAUUGGGAAGCUGAUAGCAGUUUUCACAGUGCACAUAUGGAGAGUGCCAUGUAUAAUGCAAUUAA